Molecule: messenger RNA, 504 nt
Organism: Oldenlandia corymbosa var. corymbosa
Lineage: Eukaryota; Viridiplantae; Streptophyta; Magnoliopsida; Gentianales; Rubiaceae
Source: the annotation of a GenBank genome assembly
AUGGCAAGUCGAGGAGUGUCGAGGAAAGAUAAGCCCAAGGGAAGACACCAUGGCUUAACACAACAAAAGAGACAGGAGAUAAGAGAGGCCUUCGAAUUGUUUGAUACUGACAACUCCGGCACUAUUGAUGCUAAGGAACUGAAUGUUGCAAUGAGGGCUCUUGGUUUUGAAGCAACAGAAGAGGAAAUAAAUAGAAUGAUUGCAGAAGUUGACAAAGAUGGCAGUGGUGCCAUAGACUUUGAUGAAUUUGUGCAUAUGAUGACUGCUAAGAUUGGAGAAAGGGACAGCAAAGAGGAACUUAUGAAAGCAUUUCAAAUUAUUGACCAAGAUAAAAAUGGAAAAAUUUCCAUGGCAGACAUCCAACGCAUCGCGCGUGAUUUAGGUGAAAACUUCUCUGAAAGAGAAAUUCAGGAAAUGGUUGAGGAAGCAGAUAGAGAUCAUGAUGGAGAAGUUAGUGCUGAAGAGUUCAUGAGGAUGAUGAGAAGAACCUCUUACGGCUACUGA